Camellia sinensis is the source of this 1762-nucleotide messenger RNA. The record is from RefSeq and is a predicted model, not a curated record. Lineage: Eukaryota; Viridiplantae; Streptophyta; Magnoliopsida; Ericales; Theaceae.
AUGGGACCUUUGGAGAAACUACGAUGCCUUUUUUCCUUAGUCCUGUUUGUUACACCCUUUUCUUCAACCAUUAAAGUUGCUUCUGCUUCUGCUUCUGCUGAAGAAGCUAAUGCUCUCCUCACAUGGAAAACCAGCCUGCGAAGUGCAAACGAUUCCCUACUAACUUCAUGUGUCCUUCCACCCCAUGAUAAUGGCUCAACAAAUGCCAGUCCCUGCAAUUGGUUUGGAGUUUCUUGCAACCUUGAUGGAAGCGUCAUUAGAUUGAACCUCACAAGUUCAAGUAUAAAUGGUACGCUCGACAACUUUUCAUUUUUAUUGUUUCCCAAUCUUGCAUAUAUCGAGCUCAGCAUCAAUAAAUUCUUUGGUGUCAUCCCACCUCUAAUUGGUUCCCUCUUCAAACUCAUCUAUCUUGAUUUGUCCACCAACCACUUCUCAGGAAUCAUCCCACUAGAAAUCGGCCUGCUAACAAAUCUUGAAACUCUCCACUUGUUCAAUAAUCAGUUGAAUGGCUCAAUUCCUCAAGAGAUAGGCCAGUUAAAGUCUAUAAUUGAGCUUGCUUUGUACACCAACAGUCUUUCCGGUCCCAUUCCUACUUCUUUAACCAAAUUGAGAAACUUGACUUGUCUAUACCUCUAUGGAAAUCAUCUUUCUAGUUCCAUUCCUCCAGAAAUGGGAAACCUAGUCAAUCUUGUUGAGCUCUACAUGGAUGGCAACAAUCUCACAGGUUCUAUUCCUUCCACAUUGGGAAACUUGAAUAACCUAACUGUGUUGAGCUUGUUCAAAAAUUCCCUAUCUGGUUCCAUUCCCCAAGAGAUAGGACAGUUGAAAUCACUACAGAGCCUAACCUUUCAGACCGACAAUCUUACUGGCUCAAUCCCAACAUCUGUAGGUAAUUUAAGCUCUCUAGCCCAACUACACCUUUGGAAUAAUCAACUCUCUGGUCCAAUUCCUAAGGAAUUAGGGAACUUGAAGUCCCUCAUUUAUCUGGAUUUGAGUUCGAAUCAACUUAGUGGUCCCAUUCCAGCUUCUUUAGGUGAUUUGACCAAUUUAGACAUUCUAAACCUCCGUUCCAACCGACUAUCCAACCGCAUUCCACAAGAAUUUCGCAAUUUGAAAAAAUUGGUUGAGCUAGUAAUGGAUGAAAAUCAAUUUUCUGGGAAUCUCCCAGAGCUUUGCCAAGGUGGUAAACUUCAAUACUUUGCAGUGCACCACAAUCAGCUCACAGGUACAAUCCCCAAAGUCUGAGAAACUGCUCAAGCUUAGCCACAGCCCGCUUUGAGGGAAACCAACUCACUGGAAAUAUAUUUGAAGAUUUUGGCACUAAUCCAAACCUGGUCUACCUAGAUCUGAGUAACAAUAAUUUUUAUGGCAAAUUCUUAGAAAAUUGGGGAAUAUUUCCAAAUUUGACACUCCUAAAAAUAGCAAGAAAUAGCAUCACUGGUAGCAUUCCACCAGGGUUUGGAAAGUCAACACGCCUAAAACGACUUGAUUUAUCUUCAAAUCGUUUAGUUGGGGAGAUCUCAAAGGAAUUUGGAAAGUUGACUUCUUUGGAGUGGCUGAUUUUGGCUGAUAAUCAGCUUUCGGGUUGGAUACCUCAAGAACUCAGAUCACUAACUAAGUUGUCGAAACUUGAUCUAUCCACAAACAAAUUUAGUAGGCCAAUACCAGGUAUUUUGGAGAAUUAUCGAAAUCUAUUUUACUUGAACCUGAGCAACAAUAUGUUAAACCAGAAAAUCCCAUUACAGAUUGGUAAGCUAUUUCA